AAUCUAAACUUCAUCAAAAUCAAGAGCAUGAGCCUAUUCUCCGAAGAAACAAAAUCGAAAUUCUCGAAAACGAAAAUAAACAAAAAGAUGUUGUAAUUAAUCAAUUGAAAAAUGACCUCGACUAUGAAAAACUCCAAAAUAAAGAAUUGUUGGACGAAUUCGCUAAUGACACACAACAACUGAGCAAACAACUCGAAGAUGCAGAAUUUAAAAACCAAAAAUUAAUGAUCCAAUAUGAAGAAAAAGUUGAUGAACUCCAAAACGAAAAAAUCGCAAACGAAAAUUGUGAGAAAUAUUAUGAUAACUUACUAAUAGAGCAUGGUAAACUCAAACGCCUUGUUAAAGAUUUAGAGACUAACAACACUGAUCUGGACUCCAAAUACAAUCAACAAACUACAGAAAACAAAAACUUAAUUUCAAGUAAAACUCAAUUAUCAGAUAAACUCACGGACUGCCUGACGACUUUAAAGCAAAAGAGCGUUGUUAUUCCAUGUGAUAAAUUAAGCUGUCCCGCAUUUGGCAACUAUAGCGCUACACAUGUUGUUAAUAUCGAAAAUGGACAAUCAUUUAAAAUACCCUGUAAUUCGGAUGAAAGCAAUUUAGUUUGGUCCGUAAUUGAACGUCGCUUGGAUCAGUCACUUGACCUCGACCGCCGAUGGAUUGAAUAUCGCGAAGGAUUCGGCGACUUUCAAAAGGAGUUCUUUAUUGGCUUGGAGAAACUGCAUCUCAUGACGAAACAACAACCUCACCAGCUCCUCAUUCGAUUGAGAGUAGGACGCGAAAUGAAGUUUGCUAAAUAUAGUCACUUUGAAAUUGCAGGUGAAGAUGAAAACUAUGCCAUACGAUCUCUAGGCGAAUUCAGUGGCGAUGCUGGCGACGGAAUGCGAGAGAGUGAGGGAAAAAGUUUCAGCACCUUCGAUAGAGAUAAUGAUUUGCACUUUAAAAGUAAUUGUGCCCAGGUUUCUAAAGGCGGCUGGUGGUUUGAUGAUUGUGGUACUACAAAUCUCAAUUACCAACAUAGUAUGAAACUGGUGCGCUGGAACAAUCACAUGGGUUCUCACACGCCUAUCGAAAUGUUGAUACGCCCAACGUAAAACGAAUCCAAUUUUAAAUAUUAACACUAUUUAUAUAUGUCUAUAAGUAUUGUUUUAUUACUUUUUUCUUAAUAGCUUUGUAGGCGGUAUCAAAUUAGAAUUUGACGACAAAUCGAAGUAAAAAUCAAAACUGAAAUGAACUUGUACUAAAUACUAAUGCACUUAUAAUCAUAACUAUUCAUUACAUAUGUAAGUAUUCAAUUUGU
Molecule: messenger RNA, 1300 nt
Organism: Drosophila albomicans
Lineage: Eukaryota; Metazoa; Arthropoda; Insecta; Diptera; Drosophilidae
Product: angiopoietin-related protein 1-like
Exons: 2
Coding region: 225-1094 (289 amino acids)
Source: RefSeq, a predicted model, not a curated record